GUUUUUAUUUUUAUUUCAGCCUCGCCUGCCAUAAAUCCGGAAGUGAAAAUGCCUGCAAAAUCAACCCUUUCGCUCGCGCGAAGUUUAAUUCCUCUGUUUUUUUCUAGGACAUCGCAACCACCGUGUCUUGCAAGUCUUCUACGGAACUCAAAUUACCUAGAAAUUCAUUCAAGAAGAAGGUUUUGUUCUGUUACUGCUGGAAACGCCAAGAAAUAUUUGGAAGGAACGAGGGACCGGUUCAAUUGCGUAACGAUUGAUGUUGCGCAACAUUGCAAUCAAGUCGUCUGCUACAACGUCAACGACGCAUUGUUCAGCGAUGUUCUCCAUGACUCCAUCAUCAGUUGGCGAGAAGAGGGUCUUAAUGCCGUCUGGCUUCACAUUCCUAUUGCACAAAGUCACCUGACUGCCUUAGCAGCUAAACAAGGAUUCAACUUCCAUCAUGCAGAAGACAACAAAGCAGUACUAUCACUAUGGUUACAGGACGGCCCGUCUCGUCUGCCAGCAUUUGCCAGUCAUACAGUCGGAGUGUCCGGUUUCGUCCUAAAUGAAGAGAAAAGAGAAGUACUCAUGAUACAAGAUAAACACAGGCUUGCACGUUGGAAGUUUCCGGGAGGUUUCUCAUGUCCAGGAGAAGAUAUUCCCGAGACUGCUAUGAGAGAAGUCCUGGAGGAAACUGGUAUCCAAACAGAAUUUCAGGGAGUCUUGGCCUUUCGUCAGCAACACAACGUUCCCAGUGCGUUCGGUCGUUCGGACAUCUACGUCGUCACUCGCCUCAAACCCGUGACCUUUGACAUUAAUAUAUGUACCACGGAGCUGACAAAUGCAGCCUGGACUCCAGUAGAGGAACUUACAGCUGAAAAUGAACACACACAUUUGACUGUUCGCAUGGCCCAGUUGAUAGAGCAUGGGUAUCAUGUAGGAUUUGACAAAGUUGAUAUAAGUAUGCAUGAAUUGCCUUCGGUUUAUAAGAACAUGACAUACAAGUUGUUUCAUAGACCCAUGUCAAGUUGUAGUUAAUUGCAGCCCUGGUACUUAUCAUGAUUUUAGGCUCCCACAAUGCCCUGCAUGGAUGCUUAAUUUUUUUUCAACACAGGUUUUGGCUUGUCAUACUCCUUUUUUUUUAGUCCCAAACUAUGCCUAGCCCUGGACUAAGCCCAUUCCCAGUCUAUCUGAAUUUUAUUUAUUUUUAUUCAUUUUUAUUUCUGUUUCAAACCUCUAAAUUAAUGUUGCUUUCACAUCAAGGUACAGUAGCUGUAUACAGUCGCAGCAACCGAUAAACAUUUCAUCGUACUCAGCGACCGUUCGUUUUGGUAAAAAACAGUCCGAGAGGUACUUUAGCGAGCAAUCGUGACCGAUGCUAGCUUGAUGUGAAAGCACAUUGUUUUCAGCAACUGAUCGAAAUGCCCUAUUUAUCCUCUGUGAUGUUAAUGUGCAUAGCGUAAAAUAUGCGCAUAUCAUGAUGUGCACAAACUUACAGCAACCGAUGGCUCUGGGCCUGACCAGAUUUUGACGGAGAUGUGAAAGCACGUCCGAUUGGUCGCUGGGUACGGUGGCUGUUGUGAAAGCACUAUAAGUCUUGUAUUAGCUGCCAAAUAUGUCCAUCUGAAUCAGUUGGAA
Messenger RNA from Lytechinus variegatus (green sea urchin), 1617 nucleotides. Its product is annotated as nucleoside diphosphate-linked moiety X motif 6-like. Gene Ontology annotation, molecular function: NADH pyrophosphatase activity; ADP-ribose diphosphatase activity; NAD binding. The record is from RefSeq and is a predicted model, not a curated record. The transcript has 5 exons. The coding region runs from base 49 to 1017 and encodes 322 amino acids. NCBI's taxonomy places the organism in Eukaryota, Metazoa, Echinodermata, Echinoidea, Temnopleuroida, Toxopneustidae.